CGUAAAGAUCGACUUAAUUCGUCCUCCGACAAGAGUUUGGCAAUACACGAGGGGCUCUUGGGGCGACUCCCGCCCCCUCCGCUCCCCACCCCGCCAGCGGGAUGUAGGGCUGAGCCAUAGAGAUGUAUGUAGAGAUCAACACCGGCUGACGGCUGUUUUCCACGAAGAACAAAUACUUCGCGGGACUCUAUGGUGCCCCAGUCGCCAUGGCGUCGCUGGGUAAUGUUGCAGCUUUGAUUUUGGUAGCCAUUCUUUGGGGAACAACCAAUCCAUUUCUGAAAAGAGGAACUGAGGGUCUGGAACGGGUAAAGAGAGAAAGCAGAUUUCAGCAGAUGCUGGCUGAAAUAAAGUUCCUUUGCCUGAAUUACAAGUAUAUGUUACCAUUUAUACUAAACCAGUGUGGCUCAUUCAUCUACUAUAUCGCAUUAGCAUCCACAGACCUAACCUUGGCUGUGCCUCUUUGCAAUUCCUUGGCCCUGGUCUUCACAAUCGCAACAGGGAAAGUUCUUGGGGAAAACAUAGGUGGCACAAGGGCCGUUCUGGGGAUGCUCCUGACAGUCUUGGGCAUUGCCAUCUGCAUAGUUGCAUCUGCGCGCAAACAUCCAUGAGGUCUCCAAGGAAGAGGGGAAAUUCUGUGGAAAACCGUUCUCAUCUGUACAACUGCUUAUACCACUCUCAAGAGUUGCAGCACGGGGUAAACAACCCCUGGCUCCACGUUAGAGAGAGCACGGUUUUUCAUAGCCUGGCCAUCGCUUCUUCAUGCACUUGGAUUCCAGAGACCUGUGUCCCAAGAUCUUGUCUUGAUGUUCCUAUUAACCAGAAACUUUUGAGGACCCCGAGAUUGCUUUAAUGGAAGCAGCAAGAUCAGGAGCCUUUAAGGGGAUACAGAAAGAUCUCAAAAGUGAUAAGGAAUUGCCCAGACAGAUCUGAUUUAAGAGCAGGAUCAAUAGCUACCAUCUAGGAGUGUGUGUGUGUGAAGGAUGAAGCAACAC
Pseudonaja textilis is the source of this 992-nucleotide messenger RNA. It is a transcript of the gene TMEM234, whose product is annotated as transmembrane protein 234. The record is from RefSeq and is a predicted model, not a curated record. Lineage: Eukaryota; Metazoa; Chordata; Lepidosauria; Squamata; Elapidae.